AUGUCUGACUGCAACAAUACCAGCCCUACUGACAAGACACUUGCAGAAAGCACAAAUGCUGCAUUGAACAUUACCGACACUGCUGCUUCCUCAAAGAAACCUGCUGCUUGUGGAGGAGGUGGUGGUCCUGCAUUCAACUUCAAAUCGUCCUUCAACUUUGGUGCUUCAGAGUUUGUGCCCACAUGGUCUGUACCUUCUACUCCUGCCCCCGCCAAGGCGGUUUCGCUAUCUCUUGGCUCUUCUAAACCUGUUUCAGAGGCGGCUAAACCGGUCUUGGAAACUGCUAAACCUCUUCCAGUAGCUGCUCCAGCUCCAAAGGAAGAAAAUGUUGCCAAAAAAGCAGUAGUCCCUACUCCAGUUCCAGCUCCUGUUGCUCCAGUCAUUGAUGAGCCCGAAGAAGAGGACAUUCGAUUGGGCGAAGGUGUCAAAAAGCAUCUCAACAUUAUUUUCCUCGGUCAUGUCGAUGCUGGUAAAUCUACUAUGGGUGGUCAUAUUUUGUUUCUUACUGGAAUGGUUGAUAAACGUACUAUGGAGAAAUACGAACGUGAAGCCAAAGAGUUGGGUCGUGAAUCAUGGUAUUUGUCAUGGGCAUUGGAUCUCAAUCAAGAAGAGCGUAGCAAGGGUAAAACUACAGAGUAUGGACGUGGCUACUUUGAAACUGAACAACGCCGAUUCACCAUCAUUGAUGCACCUGGCCAUAAAACAUUUGUUCCAAGUAUGCUGGGAGGUGCUGCUCAGGCCGAUGUCGGUGUGUUGGUCAUUUCUGCUCGAAAAGGAGAAUUUGAAACCGGUUUUGAAAAAGGUGGACAGACUCGUGAGCAUACUCUACUUGCCAAAACAGCCGGUGUCAAACGUCUUAUUGUUGUAAUCAACAAGAUGGACGAUCCUACUGUCCAAUUCUCCAAGGAGCGAUACGAUGAAUGCGUUGGAAAAAUUAUGCCCUAUAUCAAAGGUGUUGGCUAUCAGAAGGCUGACAUUGAUAUUAUGCCUGUAUCUGGGUUUACUGGUGCCAAUUUAAAGGAACCUCUUGAUUCCGCCGUAUGUGACUGGUACACUGGCCCAACCUUGCUGUAUCUCUUGGAUAAUAUGAUAAUUGAUCGCAAGUAUUCUGGACCUCUCAUGAUGCCUAUUGCCGACAAGAUGAAGGACAUGGGCACAGUUGUUCUUGGCAAGAUUGAAUCUGGUUCGGUUAAAAAGGGCCAAACGAUUAUGCUCAUGCCCAAUAGGCGCACGGCUGAAGUCACUGCUAUUAUGCAGGAAGAUUCAGAGAUUACGGUUGCCAUGACAGGCGACAAUGUGCGUGUCCGUCUUAGAGGGGUUGAGGAAGAUGAUGUUAUGUCAGGCUUUGUCAUGUGUCAGAUUAAAAAGCCAGUCCAUUCUGUCUGUGCCUUUGAAGCUCAAAUUGCUAUUAUUGAGUACAAAAGUAUUAUGUGUGCUGGAUACUCUGCUGUUAUGCACAUACACACUGCUGUUGAAGAGGUUUCUAUCACUUCUUUGAUACAUAUGAUUGACAAGAAAACAGGCCGAAAAUCCAAGCAUCCACCCAAGUUUGUGAAAAAAGGAGAUUCUGUAAUUGUUCGUAUCGAUGUGUCGCAGAGCGUGUGUGCAGAGCCAUAUGCCGAAUAUCCUCAGCUUGGCCGGUUUACGCUGAGAGACGAAGGCAAGUAG
Molecule: messenger RNA, 1668 nt
Organism: Batrachochytrium dendrobatidis JAM81
Lineage: Eukaryota; Fungi; Chytridiomycota; Chytridiomycetes; Rhizophydiales
Exons: 8
Coding region: 1-1668 (555 amino acids)
Biological process (GO): translational termination; nuclear-transcribed mRNA catabolic process, deadenylation-dependent decay; translation
Cellular component (GO): translation release factor complex
Molecular function (GO): GTPase activity; GTP binding; translation release factor activity
Source: RefSeq, a predicted model, not a curated record